Molecule: messenger RNA, 3150 nt
Organism: Gadus morhua (Atlantic cod)
Lineage: Eukaryota; Metazoa; Chordata; Actinopteri; Gadiformes; Gadidae
Gene: cfap36
Product: cilia and flagella associated protein 36
Exons: 11
Coding region: 224-1408 (394 amino acids)
Cellular component (GO): ciliary base; axoneme
Source: RefSeq, a predicted model, not a curated record
ACGGUAACCAUAGAGACCGACCAGGCGUCACCGCCUUCUAUCCGUAGCGCGUUCAGAGCGUCCCUCCGUUCGGAGUUUUUCAAGUCAACACGAGCUGAAUUUAAAUAACCGAAGGAAAGAGACCUGGUUUAGGAGGAUGUCGACCAAAAGUGGGAUGACUGUGAGCUUCGUCGUUUCCAAGCGGGGACUCAGGGACUGAGGGUCUGAUCUCCCGUGGGCCGACAUGGCCGAGGAGGACUGGGUGCUGGAGAGUAUUGUUGGCUAUUUGGGGAGUCCGGAGUGGGUGAUUCCUGUCUCGGACUUCAUGGAGAUCAACUGCUCAGUUUUUGACGAUGAAGACGAGAACAAAUUGACCUACACGGAAAUCCACAAGCAGUUCAAGCAGCUGGUAGAGAAGCUGUUGGACAACCACAUGCAGGAGAUUGGCAUAAAUGAGCAGCAGUUUGUCGAAGCCUACACCUCUCCCUUCGCCAAGUCAAAAACUUUGCAGGUGGUUUUCCAGCCAGUCCUGGCCACCGAUGACUUCCAGAUGUUUCGCUCAUUGAUGGUCCAGAAAAACAUGGAGCUGCAGUUGCAGGCGCUUAGGGUUAUCAAGGAGAGACAUGGUGCUCUUCCAGAGUGUCUUACAGACGGUGCCGAUGUGAUGUCAGAGCUGGAGCAACAGGAGAUGACGAUUCUGCAGGAGGUUCUUAAAAAGUCAAAGGAGGAGUAUGACGAAGGGCUGUCUCAGAGGAGGGUCGGCUCCACCUCGGGUCCCUGUUCCGGCAGCAGGACUCCGGGGGAGGCCCCAACCCAGGACCUGGGCAGCAGCCGAGCCCAGGCCCCCAGAAGCCCCAGCAGUGGCAGAGCGGCCCUAAGAGAGGAAGCAGGGGUUCUGAACGAUCCUGAAGGGACCAGCGGCCCCACUGCCACCAAACAGCCCACAGCCUCCAAAGUGCUUCCAGUCGUCAGAGCACCGGUGAAGGGGGGCGAGCCCCCAGCAGACCCCUACCCCGGGUCCCAGGAGCAAGGCAACACUAAGCAGAGUUCUACGGAGCCAAGUCUGGACGAUGCGCGCAGGGAGGCGGGCAUCCCCAAGCCCUACACCGAGCUGUCCGAGUCCCAGCAGCAGCAGGUCCAGCAGAGGGCCCAGUACCUGCGGGAGCAGAGAGACAAGCUGCAGGCUCUGAAGCGGGGACAGCAGAAUGGCAGAAAGACGGCCAUUCCGGAGGAGAGAGCCCCUCACCCACCCCCAGCCCCCGUCACCCCGGAGGCAGUGGGCCAGAGGAACGGGGCUCCUAGCCCACCUCCCCCAGCACCACAUGCUCCCACCUCCAAACAGAAGGAGGUCUCUGCUGAGGAGAAGAAGAAACUCCAGAAGAGGAAGCACCUGGCUGAGAAGCUGAAAGAAGAAGUCAUUAAAAAAUGACACCCCCACAACACAAUCACUCUUCCUUCCUGCAAUAACAUGACUAUACACCCUACCCAUCAUGGCUUCCUCAAAAAUAAUCCUAUGACAGUCAUCAAAGCAAUACAAAACGCCAGAUGGGUCCAUGUAUAGAAGUAUGCACUUCUAUACUUCUCUUCUAUAGCAUGUAAUGAGUUCAUAUGGAUUAAUGUGUGCCCUCAUACCCCCAUCUUUUUAUUGUUCAUCACCAACACUUACCUUGCAUUCACUAGUCAUCUGCACUGCGAAAGAAAAUAAGGUAAAUAAGUCUUUGUUGGGGCCAAAAUAACAUUUCUACAAUUGUAUUUAUUCUGAAAAAAUAUAUAGAAUCUUCCUUUUGAAUCCUUUGUUGUAUGCCGUUUAAUAAAUCCACUUUUAUACCGAACACUGAGUUUCUCAGCUAUUGACCUGUGAAGUGAAAGGGGCAGUGGGGCUGGUUCUAAAUCUGCUUCUAUAUCGAAUUUCCUUCCGAAAAACGUAAUGUCAUUCUUUACAAAGUAACAAUUGCUAUCAAUUAGCAAACCCCUAUCCUUUUAUUUAGAGAAUUGUGUUCAAAUAUUUUAGUGAGAGGCUAAGAUAAGGACAUUAACUGCAGUUUACAAAGACGUUUAAACCUAGGCGACAAGUGUUAUCCCCGAAUCAUGUGAAAUGUUUUUUCUUUCACAACACACUGCCAGGAUCACAUUUAAUUUGCAAAAUUAGAUAAAAAAUUAAAAUACAUACAAAUGUUAACAAUGGAUUGUAGCUAAAUUAAAUGGGGUUGAAGAACUUAAAACAUGGCAGAAACUAGACGUAUGAACAUAUGGGGUGUACGAAGCAUCUGUGUUGAUGCAGCUACACCCCUUCUAUUCUUGAUUCCCACAUUCUCAUCAAUACACCCUUCUCAUGAUGUAGCUGUGGAGACAUGGAAUGUGUCACUUUUUGACAUUGUCAGAAGUCUACGAUUACCCAAUAGGAAUGUUUCAAAUAAAAUACUACUCAGAAAUCUCAAUUACAUCCAGCGAGGGGAAUAAAAUGCAGUUUGCCAAAACUGCUGUAUCACGAUCGUCUUAAAAAGUUCAUUAUAAAUCUAAUUAAAAUAAUCCGUUAAGGCCGACCAGAGGGGUCAUGAUGGCAGAGAAAGCAGAGGCGUCAGGGAGAUGGUCCCUGUACUACAACCAGGUUGGAAUCUAAAGGGAAUCCAUUACCGUACAAACCAAGCAUGCACUAAAGUAAGGGGCCUUCAUCUUGUCUUUCAAAAAAAAAGGUGCUCUGAUUUUACCUUCACAACUCCAGUCGUCCUCAAAGGGUUGGUUGCAAUAAAUGACUUUACUGCAGUUGAAAUACAUACUUUUAAAACCAGCAUUUGCAACUUGUUUUUCAUUGUACAAUAAAUCAAACCAAUGGAUUAAAAAGGAUAAACUGAGCCCAACCGUUUGUGCAACCACAAAAAGAAAAAUGAAUUACACCAGCAGGUAGGUAAAUCUCUCCCCUUUUAAAAAUCACAUCAGGGGUAAAUGGUUAAAAAUAAGACAAAAUAAACAAUUCUGUACAGUACUUAAGAAAUUCAUGAAAUACAAGAUUUCUUGCUAACGCAGUCUGGUGUCAGAACAUGGUUUUGUAUGCAACUUGACCAGUCACCCUGGCUUCAAACAGUAGAGUCCUGCUCCUCUAAUGCCUUGUGUUGGCUGUAUUUGUAAUGUAUGAUCCUGUCCUAUAGCGUUUGGCUUCCGUUUUCUACGUAG